GGGAAGAGGCAGGCAGCGGGGCGGGCAGGAAUAUCCGCGGCGCGGCGGCGGGGGCUCCGGCAGUGCGGCGGCAGGCGAAGCGCAGGGCGGAGCGGAGGCGGCUGCGGGCGCCGGGACCGUCUGUGCGCGGCGCUUCUCGAGCGGCGGCGGCGAAGUGCCGCUGCCUGCCGGCCAUGUCGGGCCGGGGGAAGUCCGGCGGCAAGGCGCGGGCCAAGGCCAAGUCGCGCUCGUCGCGAGCUGGGCUGCAGUUCCCCGUGGGCCGGGUGCACCGGCUGCUGCGGAAGGGCAACUACGCGGAGCGAGUGGGCGCCGGGGCGCCAGUGUAUCUGGCGGCGGUGCUGGAGUACCUCUCGGCCGAGAUCCUGGAGCUGGCGGGCAACGCGGCCCGCGACAACAAGAAGACGCGCAUCAUCCCGCGGCACCUGCAGCUCGCCAUCCGCAACGACGAGGAGCUCAACAAGCUGCUGGGCGGCGUGACCAUCGCCCAGGGCGGUGUCCUGCCCAACAUCCAAGCCGUGCUGCUCCCCAAGAAGACACAGAGCUCCAAGAAGUGAGCCCUGCCCCCCCCACACUCCCCGCUCCCGGUCCCUUCCUCGCCACUAUCCUAUCUCUCCUUCCAAUUGGGAUGAAGUAUCUCUUCCUGCCCCCCCAGCCUGGGCUGGGUGGUGAGCUCUGGCAGCACCCCGUUAGCCCUCCAGUAGUCCCCCCAGUCUAGGCUGUGGUGGGGUCCUGGGGGGAGCAUGGGUGAGGUCAGACCCUGCUUAUGUCCACACCCUGACCCUUUUCCCUCUGGAAGAAGUGUUUUUGGAGGAGGCGGCUGGAUCGUAACUGUCGGUGGUGAUGGUGACAUCGGGAGCUGUGUGGUUGGGUCGUGGUGCAGAGCUGCUGGUAGUUCCUGAGGAUUGUUGUGGCUGGUGUGGGGAUGAACAUGGGCACCCUGUCUGCCUCUCUCCUCCACUUGUCCUGAGGCUGUGUAGGGUCCCCUCAGGUGGCCCUGCUCAUCCUGGCUUGAGGAUGGGACUCACUGUUGCUGCACUCCCUCCCCCCCCAGCAAUGCCAUCCUGACUGCACUGCAGUGGGGAGGGCAGGGGGCUGGAAAAUGUGAAAGGAGAAAAAGUUUCUCCGUUGGCAAGAAGUGACUGUUAGUCUUAGUUUUGUUCAUGGUAAAGCUAGUGCGUUGCCUACUGUAAAGAAGCUCUGGUCCUAUUUAUUUUAAGGUCUUUUAUUUUGGGGUACCUCCCUGCAGAGUCACCCUCCUGCAGCUCCCUGGCUCGGCGGAUGCCGGGGGACUUGGUGGUCCCACAUGCCAUGGGUCCCGCUAGCGGGGUGGGGUGGAGGCUGCAGUGAUGAAUUCCCUCAGAGCGUCGCAAGGUCAGGCGCCCGCCGGGAGCGGGAGCUGCCAUCUUCUGCUACAGCUCCCCUGCUCUCCUGGCUGCUGCAGCCCUUCGUCUCGCUGAGAGCUACCCUCUACCUUGGUUGCACUUCUGGAAACAACAUGCUGUGUCCUUUCUCUUUUGUUGUUGUUGUUGUUGUUGGUUGUUUGUUCCACACUAUUUCUGGUUCAGAGAAAUAAAAGUGAUGAUGCUAUCUGUUAUCUGUAACCUCCUAUGGAUUAACAUUUCUUUCUAAAAACCACCCUGGAGUUUGUGUUGAGCCUGCCCUUAGCUAGCACUGUGUUUAUUCGAUGGCUGUAUGGGUAAGGUGUGAGCAUGGGGGCAGGUGAGCUGUCCUGUGACACCUGGGAUGGCUGGUGCAGCGACAGCUUCCCUUGCUGCCCAGAGCAGCUGCUUCUGUGCAGGCUGGCGGUGGUGUGCAUGCGGCAGUGUCUAGGCAAAUCAGACCACAGACCUUCGUAAUGUGUUCCAGUGGAAAAAAAAAGGCAACUUGUGUUUCUGUGCUGUCAGUAGCAUGUGUGCAACCUAUUGAAUCAGCUGUUAAUCUUGUGGAUGAAGUAACUUACCCUGGCUCUGAGUCUAUUAUUAUCUAGAGUAGAUGAACCUAGAUGCUUGUCGCCUGGCCUUUCUGAAGGGGGUUUUCACUCCC
Molecule: messenger RNA, 2043 nt
Organism: Dryobates pubescens (Downy woodpecker)
Lineage: Eukaryota; Metazoa; Chordata; Aves; Piciformes; Picidae
Product: histone H2A type 2-B
Exons: 2
Coding region: 174-554 (126 amino acids)
Cellular component (GO): nucleosome
Molecular function (GO): DNA binding; protein heterodimerization activity; structural constituent of chromatin
Source: RefSeq, a predicted model, not a curated record